Penicillium daleae is the source of this 966-nucleotide messenger RNA. RefSeq names its product aquaporin-like protein. NCBI's taxonomy places the organism in Eukaryota, Fungi, Ascomycota, Eurotiomycetes, Eurotiales, Aspergillaceae. The transcript is spliced from 3 exons. Gene Ontology annotation, biological process: transmembrane transport. The annotation marks the transcript as partial. Gene Ontology annotation, cellular component: plasma membrane. Gene Ontology annotation, molecular function: water channel activity. The record is from RefSeq and is a predicted model, not a curated record.
AUGGCCCUCACGCCGCAGCAGACGCGAGGCAGCUACCAGUCAGACCUGGAGCAAACGACCACUUACGAGGCCUCGCGAAUCAAACCCGUUAUCCAACCCUUCGCUGGGCGAAUCGGUGGCAACCAAGAGAUCGUCGUCGAUCGCGGAGACCCUCAAAAUGCAGAGCUGCUCAAGAAAAUACCCGACGCGGCCCCUCGCAUGUCGUUCCGUGAAGGAACUGACUUGCGUGGCUUUUUGGAUUUAACUCUGUGGAAAUUCGGCUUUAUCGAACUGAUAGGUGGGUCGGGCACAUUUCCAUUAUGUACCGCGUGUACCUUUCUCUUAAACUUUGUAACCUCUUGGGUAUCUAUACGACCUCCUGGGGCGUCAAAUGUUGUGCCAUCAUCGCCAUCGGGUGUCUACUCUACGACGACGUUCCUCGGUCCUCUAUUCGGGGGCAUUUCCAAUUUUUUAUUUCUGACGCUAUUUGUUUUCACCUUCUCCAACACCAGCGGUAGUCAUCUCAACCCGACUAUCUCAAUUGCUACAUUUUUUGCGCGUCUGAUUUCAUUCCCGCGUAUGGUCAUUUACGUGAUCGGUCAGGUCCUCGGCUCAAUCAUCGCUGGAGCUGUACUCCGCAAGGGAUACGGGUCUAGCGAUUAUACCUGUGGAGGUUGCGUGAUAGAUCAAUCACAGGUCCCCGUGGGCGAUGCUUUCCUCUUGGAAUUCGUGUUUUGCUUGUCUCUUAUCUUUUUGGCCUUUGGUGUGGGUCUGGACCCACGUCAAGGGGAGAUCUAUGGAGCUGCACUAUCUCCGUUUUUGGUCGGAUUGACACUUGGGACGUUAACCUGGGUAUCAUCAUUUGUGCGGAGCGGGUACUUUGGUGCUUGUUUGAAUCCUGCUCGAUGCUUUGGUAUCUAUGUUUCCACGUCAUUUCCGAGUUAUCAUUGGAUACAUUGGGUAAGCCGACAUAAUUUGCUCAUCCUA